GGAGCCGGAUAUAUCCCAUCUUGCUUCCUCCCCAGCAUAGGUACUCCGGCCACAUAACGGCAUCAAAUUCAGCGGAGGACUCUCGACUGUAGAGUUACAGUAGAUGCCAUGCCCAAGCGGACAAAAAACAUAUUAGUCUCUAUCGACCUUUCGCCAGUAUCACUAAAACACCCCUCACACCCCCCAUCACAAAACGGAUACCUCCCACCAGCCGCAAACGCAUCACCACGCCCACAACCCAGCAGCACCCCUCCCGCGCCUACUCUACGUGGUACAGCGCCCAUAAACCGCAUCCGUGCCCCCAAAAACACUCACUGCCUCCGCCAUUGUGAAAAAGCCAACACUUCCGCCUCCAUCUCCGCAAGACCCUCCGCCAACCUCAUCGGCCCGACCCGCCCACCAAUCUUGUACCGCACCGGCCCGUGCGCCACAGUCUGGCCCAGCUGCCCCUGA
Molecule: messenger RNA, 453 nt
Organism: Aplosporella prunicola CBS 121167
Lineage: Eukaryota; Fungi; Ascomycota; Dothideomycetes; Botryosphaeriales; Aplosporellaceae
Exons: 1
Coding region: 109-453 (114 amino acids)
Source: RefSeq, a predicted model, not a curated record